AUGACCUGGGAUGGCCACCUGGCCAAACUUGGCCGGGGAGCAACGAGUCAGAUCCAUCAGGCCCAAACCGGUGUUCAAACGGGGUUCGCUUUCAAACGCGUCCUAGAUAGCGACAAGCAGGAGAAGCCAGAAGAAUUCAUUUAUCGACAGCUCAUCAAUGAGAUUUCCAUUUUACGCCACCCUUCUGUCAGAAUACACCCAAAUAUAGUGGAGCUGCAAGGAGUAUGCUGGGAUAUUGAACUCUGUCACCGUGAAGGGGACCAUGUCCAUGUGGACGGGCAAUCUCAAGCCGUUGAUUAUAGAGUAUGGCCUGCUCUGGUCCUUGAAAUGUCAGAACUUGGGAAUUUACUCGAUUUUGCCAUAUCACCUGCCGGUCGGGAGCUUAACAUUUAUAAGCGGCUGGAGAUCUGCAUUGAAAUCGGCUGUGCAAUUGCUGACAUGCACUCUUAUGGCAUUAUCCACGGCGACAUUAAACCCCACAAUGUACUCGUCUUCAAAUCAGAUACUGGUUUCCGACCUAAGGUAGCCGACUUUGGCUACUCAGUGCCCCAUCUCGACUCCGCCAGAUCUGGCCUCCGUCUGCCCAAAUCGAGGCCCUGGGAUGCACCAGAAAUAUCAAGUCACCCGGAUUUUACGUUGGCGGAGGCCCUGAAAGUAGACUUAUUCUCCUACGGGAUGCUCUGUUUAUGGCUUCUUUUUGAACCGCAGCUCUCUGGUGUCGUCUCUUACCCCCCUUCGCUAGCCUACCUGGAAACCACAGUGCUGAAUUACAGUGAAUAUCAAUCCAUUGGCGCGCUCUCGGAGGUCAAGACCAGAUGCGAGCUAAGCGGGUUCUCGAAGGCUUUGCUAUCCAUCGAGCAAAUGCUUGGCACUGAGCACAGGGACAUGCUAGCAGAAUUUUUCAUGUGCUCUUUGGAGCAGAAUCCUCAGCUGAGGGCAACAGACGUUUAUCAUGCAUUGCAACAUUUGCCUGGAAAACAGUGGCUCGCUGAGAGGCUGCACAUAUUGUACGGCGAAGAUUACCGCGUACGGGAGCACAUCUUCGCAGAGUUAGAAAAGCUCUAUACAAAGUAUCCAAACCCCAUAACCAGGUCUCACCUUUAUCUCUGCCAAAAACUCGGCUUCGGUUGUGAACAAGUUACCGCUAUCUGUGAUCGCCAGGCAGCAGACACUUCACCUGAGGCUGAACUAGACUCUGAGGUAGAAACCCAACUUGAUUGUUUCGUUCGAGAUCCGCUUAAUUUCGGCAAUGGAAACCGUGGCCACGCCUACAGACAAGCCGCGGAUCAAGGUCUGCAGGAAUACACCGGUCCGGUCCAAAGAUACAGGCUGCAUGGUGUUUUAUCGACUGCAGAGUGCGUCCUGAGGCGUGAGCUCACAAGCAUCAAAAAGAUUCUUGGUGUUGAUAACCGCCCCUACUUAACUGUUCUGUGUCAGCUUUAUACGGUUCUUGAUUCACAAAGACGAUGGAAAGAAGCUCUAGAGCUGAAAUUACAAGCUGUAGAAGCUCUCUCGAAAAAAUAUGGACCGGAGCACGCGGCGACAUUGAUGGUCAGGUCAGAUGUGUGCUCAAGUUACCGGAAUUUGGGCCGAUGGAGAGAUGCGGAAACAUUGCAGCUACAUCUUGUUGAAUAUCUCACGGACACAUUCGGUUCUGAGCAUAUCGAUACUUUGUCCAGCUUGCAGAGACUUGCUUUGAUUGAAUUGCGCCUGGGACUCUGGGAUAAGGCAGAAGCACGGCAAGAGAUUGUUGUAGAGGCGUAUAAGACAAAGCUUGGAAGAGCUCACGGAAACACGUUGAACGCAAUGGAAGUCCUUGUGGGGAUACACAUAGAGCAAAACCAGUGGGAUCGAGCAUUAUCGAUACAGUCCAAAGUCACAGAGCUGAGCGCCGAGGUGUUUGGACCUGAGCAUUCAUCCACUCUGUAUGCUAAAUCUGAAAUCGCGACUAUCUAUGCUCGGCGUGGCGACCUAAUGAUGGCUGAAGAAAUAUUGUCUCCAGUAGUAGCUGCCUACAAGAGAGGCCUGGGCAACAAACACCUGGCUACUCUGACUCAAGUAUCGAAACUCGCCACAAUCUAUAGGAGGCUGGGCCGAUAUGACGAAGCAAGGCAGUUUCAUCUUGAAGCCAUUGAGACGGCCCGGCUUACUCUCGGUGAAGAGGAUCCCAUUACUUUAGACGUAAUGGAAGCCUGGAUCAGGACACGCUUGGGAAUGGAAGAAAUUGAAAUCGACAGCACUGCGACGAUGAUAGAGGAAUUAUUGGAAAAGAGAAGAAGUCUUCUCGGCAAUCAACAUCACUCGACCAUUUCGUUGAUGCACUUGCUCGCAUUGGCCUAUCUGAUCCAGAGCCGGUUCACAGAAGCACUGUCUAAACAGUCAGAAGCCGUCAAAAGAAACAGUGAGAUUUUUGGUCCCCAGCAUCCUAACACCUUGGCAAGUACAAUGGCCGAGGUCGUCACUCUCCGUUUACUUGGACGGUUGAGAGAUUCGGAAUCUCUGAAUGAGAAGACUCUUACUGCUAUGAAAUCUACCAUGGGCGAAUGCCAUCGAGCGACUCUUGCAGCAAUGUAUAAUCUGGCAAUAACACACAAUUACCGCGGCCGCCUCUCCGACGCUACCGAGCUGAUGUUUUCGUGCACGAGACUGUGCUCUGAAACUCUUGGUCCUGAUCAUCCCGAUACAAUAUUAACUCAAGAAUAUCAGUCUAUAAUGUGUGAGACUGAGUACGAAGUAAUUGAACUCCUGACAACCCAUGGAAGUAACAUGGAGGUUACAACAGCCGUGUUGAUAGCUGCAGCUGAAAGUAUCUCUACGGGAGUGCUAGCUUGGGCAUUACAAAAGCGAGUGUCUGAAAUGCGUCGGUCUAACCGCGGCGAACCCUUAAUAGCCCCAGAGGUAAUUGAAGCGGUUGCUAGAAAUCAGUUUGGGGACAGUAUCAUGAUGGAGCUCCUUGACGACCACCUGGACGAGUUUGAUAUCACGCCAAGCGUAUUAGAAGCAUUGGUACAGAAUAAUGACGCGGGAUCGGCAAUCAUAGAGAUGUUACACAGGACUCGCCCCCAUAUGGUGGUUAUUACCUCCGAUCUAAUAGAAAAAGCUGCACGAGAUUCGGAUACUACCAUGCUGAGAUUUCUUCUCCAGAAUCGAGAUCCAAGAGUCUCAAUAACAUCAAAAACCUGGAUUAAUGCUGCUGGUAAUGAAGAAAGGAAUGGUGAGGUCCUCUCUACGCUACUGGAAGCAUCUCAUAACGCGAUCGUUAUCAGCACAGAAUUGCUAGCCAAAGCUGCCAUGAACGAGGAGCACGGCGAGACGAUAUUGAGGCUACUCUUACAUGGAAAGGGCCGAGAAGAGGUUGAUUGGUCACGCGUUUUUCAGAGCGCUGCGAUGAAUAAAUACUUUGCAUCAGAAGUAUUGGAAGUCCUAUUGGAAGCCCGAAGCCACAGACUGGAGGUAACAUCGGAUAUUCUCGUCGCUGCAGCGAGCAAUCAACUUUGUGGAGCUGAGCUCAUGAAACAGCUCCUAGAAGCGCCCGGAGAUCAUCAGGUUGACAUUCCAGAAGAUGUUGUCAUUGCAGCGGCUACAAAUGAAACUAGCGGCGAAGAUGUGAUAAACAUCCUCAUAGAGAACCAUAGGAGCCAUAUUAGCAUCGCACAUACUAUUGCCACAAUCGACGUGGAUAGUAAAGACAUCAAGGGCGAUUGCAGAGCGUUGCUGUUGGAAAUACAAGGCAAAUACCCGAAAAAAAGAUAA
Molecule: messenger RNA, 3753 nt
Organism: Clonostachys byssicola
Lineage: Eukaryota; Fungi; Ascomycota; Sordariomycetes; Hypocreales; Bionectriaceae
Source: the annotation of a GenBank genome assembly